AUGGCCUUGGUGAGAGGCUCAAAGAGGUCGAGGUAUGGAUGGACGCAAGCUGAACAUGACCUCAAUACCUUCGUCAUCAGGAGCGACCAAGGCAACCUCGAUGGGAACGUCAUCACAGAUAACAAAUUCAUCAAUCUUGACAGACUUGCUGCUGCGUUCAUCGACCUGAAUCACGGCCUCAAUAGCCAUGGAGAAGUAACCAGCGGCAGGGAACACAGCUUCACCACCAAGGCAGUAGUCACGGAGCCAAGCCACAUCUCUGAUACGGAGGACAUUACGCUAGACAGGCUCAACAGCAGAGUAACCAGGCAUGCGGAUACACAAGACAUCGUGCAAGGGGUACUUGAUGGAACGGUGCUCAAGGGACUGACGAGGCUCGGCCCAGAACUUUCGGGGGUAGUGCCACAUGUAGGUUGGCACGUCAAUAAUAACCUUACCCUUGAGGAGCUGAGCAGCGGAGUCUUCGUUACGGACCAACGUGGGGAUGUAUCCAAGGUUGUUGUAGCCAAACUCCCUGCAGAUCUGCUUGAUAGGGCCAGAAAGAGUAGUAUGGGGCUUGAUCUCGAUCAAAGCAUCAACGGAGAGGUCGUCGGAGGUAGCAAGAGUUUGGACAGCCUGGUUGAACAACACGGGGCUGAUCAAGUUCUGGCACCAGCUCGGUCUUCUUUCUGCGUACGGGCGCUCGAUAAGGACUUGAAUGCGUCAAAACAUCACAUUCAAGAUAAGAGAGGGGUUGCAUAA
This is a messenger RNA of Talaromyces marneffei, 741 nucleotides long. RefSeq lists its product as uncharacterized. The transcript has a single exon. The coding region runs from base 1 to 741 and encodes 246 amino acids. NCBI's taxonomy places the organism in Eukaryota, Fungi, Ascomycota, Eurotiomycetes, Eurotiales, Trichocomaceae. The record is from RefSeq and is a predicted model, not a curated record.